GUUUGAUAAUUUUCAAGUGCAACAUUCAAAGGUUACUCCGCAUGGAUCAUGUCGUUUUUGUACCUGUUUCCCCUCGAGUUUUCGUUACUCUUUUACUCUUUGCAUAAGAAACCUAUAUCAGUAGACAUUCCACAUCGCAUGUUCGCAAACUUAUUGAAUAAAGCCGCACCUGUUCUUGCGCAAACAAAGAAUAGAACAUUUUCUAGCCAUGCCAUUAAACAGAGCAUCUUUAGUUCUUGGAGCGAAGCACCCUAUGCUCAAUCUCUUAUUCCUAUGGUUGUAGAACAAACGGGUCGAGGAGAACGUUCCUAUGAUAUUUUUUCUCGGUUAUUGAAAGAGCGUAUUAUAUGUUUAAACGGCCCCGUCAACGAUAAUGUAGCUGCUACCAUCGUAGCGCAACUCUUAUUCUUAGAAGCUGAAAGUACAGAGAAACCCAUCAGUCUAUACAUAAAUUCGCCAGGUGGCAGUGUUACAGCAGGCAUGGCGAUUUAUGAUACAAUGCAGUAUAUCUCGUCUCCUGUAUCUACGUUCUGUAAUGGUCAGGCUUGUUCAAUGGGAUCAUUAUUACUUGCAGCAGGUGCACCUGGUAAAAGAUAUGCUUUACCAAAUGCCUCAAUUAUGAUUCAUCAACCUUCUGGGGGAGCUGCCGGUCAAGCUUCCGAUAUUGCUAUUCAUGCACGAGAGAUCCUCAGAGUUAGAGAAAGAUUAAAUAGAAUUUAUCAGAAACACACGGGAAUUCGUGAUCUGGAAACAAUAGAAAAAAUGGUUGAAAGAGACUAUUUCAUGACGGCAGAGGAAGCGGUCAAUUUUGGAUUGAUCGAUAAGGUACUAGAGAAACGUACAGAUACUCAAGCAACAUCAGCAUCUGAUGAUUCAAAAAAAUAAAAAAAGCUAUAUAUGACAGUUUCG
Mycotypha africana is the source of this 909-nucleotide messenger RNA. RefSeq names its product Clp protease-domain-containing protein. The transcript is spliced from 6 exons. Gene Ontology annotation, molecular function: ATP-dependent peptidase activity; ATPase binding; serine-type endopeptidase activity. Gene Ontology annotation, cellular component: endopeptidase Clp complex. The record is from RefSeq and is a predicted model, not a curated record. Bases 49 to 885 code for a protein of 278 amino acids. NCBI's taxonomy places the organism in Eukaryota, Fungi, Mucoromycota, Mucoromycetes, Mucorales, Mycotyphaceae. Gene Ontology annotation, biological process: protein quality control for misfolded or incompletely synthesized proteins.